Molecule: messenger RNA, 1761 nt
Organism: Mercurialis annua (annual mercury)
Lineage: Eukaryota; Viridiplantae; Streptophyta; Magnoliopsida; Malpighiales; Euphorbiaceae
Exons: 2
Coding region: 1-1761 (586 amino acids)
Biological process (GO): DNA integration
Molecular function (GO): RNA-DNA hybrid ribonuclease activity; nucleic acid binding
Source: RefSeq, a predicted model, not a curated record
AUGUUGCCAGUUGUGGUUUAUGUCCUAGCACAGACCGAUAUCAUAAAAUACAUUCUAUCCCGACCGUAUCUCAGGAAUCGGAUGGGAAAGUGGGCAGUGGCAAUGUCAGAAUUUACUCUCGUAUAUGUGCCUCAGAAAGCAGUUAAAGGGCAGGUCCUUGCCGAUUUUCAUUCAGACCACCCAGGAGUCGACAUAAAGGAGGGAAUCGGCUGUAUGGAACUACAUCCUUGGAAAUUAUGGUUUGACGGGUCAAGAACAGAAAAAGGUGCCGGAGCAGGAAUCGUCAUCAUCUCGCCCUCGGGGGCACGGUUCACAAUGUCUUGUUCUUUGACAUUCAAGUGUACCAACAACCAAGCCGGGUAUGAAGCUCUCAUUUUAGGUUUGGAAAUCUUAAUGGAGCUGGGGGCAAAAUCGAUCCAGGUCUGGGGAGAUUCACUGUUGGUAAUAAAACAAGUCUCUGGAGAAUACAAAUGCGAGUCGGAACUCUUAAUCCGAUAUUGCAACAAAGCUAAGCAUCUUAUUGGUGGUUUCUCGGAUACAUGGUUAGAAUACACGGAGAGAAUCGACAAUAUGGAGGCAAAUGAUCUCGCCCAACACGGUAGCGGUUAUAAACCUUGCUAUGAGUAUGAGGCGAUUCGGCGAGAUACGCCAAACUUGGUAACCAGAGACGAUGCGGUAUACAAGGCAACCCAUUCCGUGUACCAGCUGGAUUUUUUGACAGAUUGGAGGAAAGAGAUAACUAAAUGGUUUGAAUCGCCAGAUAUGUCCAACAGAAGAUUACGAACUUUGGCCCUCAAUUAUAUAAUCCUGGCCGAUGAGUUGUACAAAAAGGGGAGUGACGGUUUGCUGUUUAGAUGCAUCGGCCCAAAAGAAGCGAUGUUGGUCAUGGCCGAGGUACACGGAGGUAUCGCCGGUGCACAUCAGGCUGGUCCGCGAAUGAGAUGGCUGAUCCAUAAAUACGGGUUUUAUUGGCCCAAAAUGGAGCAAGAUUCCAUACCAUUGAAAUCACCAAGUCAAGAAUCGGUCAUCAAGUUCUUCAGAGAAUUUAUUAUCCUAAGGCAUGGUUUGCCAGAGACUAUUACCACAGACCAGGGAACCAUGUUUACUGGGAGCGAUGUAACCGACUAUGCAAAAGAGAUGGGUUUCAAGUUGAUACGUUCAACUCCGUAUUACGCGCAAGCAAAUGGCCAAGCUGAAGCAAUUAAUAAGGCGAUCAAAGGUAUUAUACAGAAGAUGAUAGAAGACAACCCGAAACAAUGGCACCAUUUAUUAACAAAAGUCGUUUGGGCGAAUCGCACGAGUCAGAAAUCGGCUACGGGCACUACACCUUUCAAACUUGUGUAUGGAUAUGAUGCGAUGUUACCGAUGGAGUUGACGGUAGCUUCUACGAGGCGAAAGAUGCAGCACGUUUUGACAAAGGCCGAUUAUCAUGACAAAAUGGUUCUCGAAGCUUUAGACUUAGAUGAAGAACGAUUAUUGGCACUUGACCACUUAGAAGCUCAGAAGAAAAGAGUGGAACGAGUUUACAACAAACGUGUCAAAAGUAAGAGUUUUCUGUUUGACCAGCUCGUUUGGAAGGUCAUUCUAUCCAUUGGAGCGAAGAAGGAAGGACUAGGGAAAUGGUCCCCAAAUUGGGAAGGACCAUACAAAGUUGUCCGAGUAUUGGGUAACGGUGCAUAUAUACUUGCUGACAUAGAUGGUCGAGUUCAUGAUCGGGCCAUUAACGCACAAUAUUUGAAGAAAUACGUCCCGAGCUGCUAG